Cyanistes caeruleus (blue tit) is the source of this 519-nucleotide messenger RNA. NCBI's taxonomy places the organism in Eukaryota, Metazoa, Chordata, Aves, Passeriformes, Paridae. The record is from RefSeq and is a predicted model, not a curated record.
CGGCGUGCCGGGAUUCGGCAAGGACAACGAGAGCCUGAUCAGCCGCGAGGAGUUCCUGGGCGGGGUGAGGCUGGGGGUGCCGCAGGCCAACGAGCUGGCGGCCGAGGCCGUGGUGCUGCAGUACACGGAUUGGCUGGACCAGGACAACCCGGUGAAGAACCGCGAGGCGCUGGACGACAUCGUGGGCGACCACAACGUGGUGUGCCCGCUGAUGCACUUCGCCCAGCGCUGGGCCGAGCGCGGCGGCACCGUCUUCGCUUACCUGUUCGACCACCGAGCCUCCAACCUGCUGUGGCCGCCAUGGAUGGGCGUCCCCCACGGAUAUGAGAUCGAGUUCGUGUUCGGGCAGCCCCUGAACCCCGGCCUCAACUACACGGCCGAGGAGGAGGCGCUGAGCCGGCGCAUCAUGAGAUACUGGGGCAACUUCGCCCGCACCGGGUACGGGCAACGGGGAGGGACGGUGGGGACCAGGAUGGAUGGAUGGAUGGAUGAUGGAUGGAUGAUGGAUGAUGGAUGGAU